AGCGAGAGCCGAGAGGCGAGGGGCUUUGGUUUCGGCGUCCAUCGUCAUCCGAAUCACCCUCUCCUGUGUCCUCUCCCUCUCCCUCACCGCGCGAGUACACAACGAGAGCCUCGCCGCCACGGCGCCACGCAAGCGAUAAACCCUAGCGCGAGCGAGCGAGGGAGGGAGACAGAGAGACCUCAGCGCCCCCACGCAGCGCGGCGCGGCCCGGCGGCAUGGAGAGCCUCGUCCUCGCCUCCUCCUGCUCCGCGUCCCCACGCCUCCCCGUCCUCUCCGCCGCCGCCCGCUUCCGCGGGCUCCCCGGCGCCGCGCCGCCGACCGCGGCCUCCACCGGCGGCGCCGCGCGGGGAGGGGCGAGGAGGCCCAGGCUCCUCGUCGCGGCGGCGGCUCCUCGCGGAUCCAGGAACGCUUUCGAGGGAUUGAGAGCAAAAGGCUUUGCAAGCGUGUCGUCUUCGACCAGCAAUGAGAAUACGUCUACUGGAACCGGUACCCUGCCUCCCAUGCCUCCCCCGUCAUCAUACAUUGGUUCUCCUGUCUUCUGGAUUGGAGUUGGUGUAGCAUUGUCUGUGGCGUUUACCACGGUCUCUUCCAUGGUAAAGAAAUAUGCCAUGCAGCAAGCAUUUAAGUCAAUGAUGUCCCAGUCACCAUCAAACUCAUUUGGCUCCAACUCCCCUUUCCCAUUUGCCAUGCCGCCACAGGCAGCUCCCACUGCACCAAGCAGUUAUCCUUAUCCAUACUCAGUACCAAAGAAAGAUACCUACCCACAGGCUGCAACUGUUGAUGUCUCGGCUACUGAAGUUGAAGCUGCUGGAACAUCAAAAGAGGCGGAUGUGGCUGAAACACCGAAACCUUCAAAGAAAUUUGCAUUUGUCGAUGUUUCUCCUGAAGAGUUGCAGCAAAAGAACCUCCAAUCUUCACUGGAGACCGUAGAUGUAAAAAGUGAUAGUACAGAUAGUGAAAGUAAGGAGGAUACUGAGCGAGAAGUUCCCACAAAUGGAGAGGCUUUUAAGCCAAAUGAAGGUGCUGCUCGUGGACCAACUGAAUCUAGCAACUCAGGACCUAUGCUAUCUGUUGAGACAAUCGAGAAAAUGAUGGAAGAUCCAGCUGUGCAGAAGAUGGUGUAUCCCUACUUGCCCGAAGAGAUGAGGAACCCAGAUUCGUUCAAGUGGAUGCUGCAGAAUCCAAUGUACCGCCAACAACUACAGGAUAUGCUAAAUAACAUGGGUUCGUCUCCUGAUCAAUGGGAUAACCGCAUGGUUGAUCACCUGAAGAACUUUGACCUUAGCAGUCCAGAAGUGCGACAGCAGUUUGCGCAAGUUGGCAUGACUCCGGAGGAAGUAGUAUCGAAAAUAAUGGCAAACCCAGAAGUCGCUGUUGCAUUCCAAAAUCCAAAAAUCCAGACAGCCAUCAUGGAUUGCUCGCAGAACCCUCUUAACAUUGUGAAAUACCAAAAUGACAAAGAGGUCAUGGAUGUUUUCAUGAAGAUAUCACAGAUCUUCCCUCAAAUUAACGGCUAGUGGAUCUUCAUUGCGAGAUUGCAGUUUUGAUUUUUAGGGCCCACCGUCUCGUGUCCAAAGGGCUGCUGUAGCAUCUGUCUAAGAGAAAGGAACAGCUGUUGGGUGAUGAUGCUCCAGGUAUACCCUCCCUGUGCCAAGCUUUUGGAGUUGCCAAUGUACAUCGUGUCCUUCAUCUAGCGCCUUUUGGUGUAGCUACGAGCCUAUGACCCCUACUUCAUAAAGUCAGGCUAGUCAACGUAACAGGGUCAAAAAUUUCUAUUUACAUCGUUUCGUGCUGACGUUGCAUUGCACGGUUUAUCGUAGGAUGUGAAAGACGCAGGUUCGUAUGACCACAUUUUUGAUACUAUGUUAUUAUCAUGUGUAGUAUGUUAUUAGAGAUAUACUAUGGCGAUGCAAGUAAUCUUGUUCCGACA
Molecule: messenger RNA, 1930 nt
Organism: Setaria italica (foxtail millet)
Lineage: Eukaryota; Viridiplantae; Streptophyta; Magnoliopsida; Poales; Poaceae
Product: protein TIC 40, chloroplastic
Exons: 14
Coding region: 216-1517 (433 amino acids)
Biological process (GO): chloroplast organization; protein import into chloroplast stroma
Cellular component (GO): chloroplast inner membrane; chloroplast thylakoid membrane
Source: RefSeq, a predicted model, not a curated record